GUACAAUCUGCAACCAUGGCUGACCUGGUCCGUGAGAACAUCAAAUUCAUGUCCCUCUUCUUCAAGAGCAAGGAUGUGAUGAUCUUCAAUGGGCUCGUUGCCCUGGGAACGGUCGGCGGACAGACGGCCUACAACACCUUUGCCUUCAGCUGCCCGUGUUCCACGGCACGGAACUACCUGUACGGCCUGACAGCCAUAGGCGUGCCCGCUCUGGCCCUCUUCCUUGUGGGGGUGAUGCUGAACCACAACACGUGGGACAUCCUGUCCGAGUGUCGCUUGAGAAGGUGCCGGAAGCUCUCGGGGGUGGCCGUGUUCGCGCUGCUGGCCUCCAUCGUGGAACGGGCGGCAGUGGCCCCCAUCACCUGGAUGGUGCUGUCGCUGCUCAGGGGCGAGGCGUACGUCUGCGCCCUGAGUGAGUUUGUGGACCCGGCGUCCAUUAAGGAUUUCCCCAGUAACUACUCGGAUGUGCACGAAAUCAUGGCUGGCUUUCCAUGCCAGCAUGUUCCUGUGGAGCUGUUACAUUUCUGGAAUGUGAUUGGAAGGAGACUACGGUACGAGUCUCAGUUGCUGGGUUGGAUACUGGUGGGCUUUGUGUCCCUCUCUGUGUUCCUGAUGCUGUGCCUCAGGCGCUGCUGCUCUCCCCUGGGCUACCAGCAGGAGGCGUACUGGUCCCACUUCCGCUCCCAAGAGAGCCAAGUCUUCCAGCGCACCAUGGAUGCCCACGCGCACAUCCAGGCCAUCCGCAACGUGCGCAGCUUCUUCGGCUUUGUGGCCCUGGACAAGGACGAGCAGGAGCUUCUGGAAAGCGUGGCCGACGUCAAGGCUGAGGUCCCCAGCCUGGAGUGGAACCGCAUCACAGGGGUGUACCUAUACCAGGAGAACCAGGGAGCGCCCCUCUACAGCCGCCUCCACAAGUGGUCCAACUACAAACUGCAGAACAACAUCGAGGCUAUGGAGAAAGACUUUUGCUAAGAGAGACCAGUUACUUAAGUUUCUCUUGAAACAUACACACAUUCUGGAAUCUACUAGUACUAGUUCUUGUUUUCUGUUCCUGUACUUGACUUCCUCUUUAAAGUCAGUCAGUAACCAUAGAGAAAGACACAUCCUUAUGGCAACUGCACCUUCGUUUGAUAUACAACUGCAGUAUGAAAGAUGUUGAAGAUGA
This is a messenger RNA of Alosa sapidissima (American shad), 1165 nucleotides long. Its product is annotated as calcium homeostasis modulator protein 2-like. Gene Ontology annotation, molecular function: monoatomic cation channel activity. NCBI's taxonomy places the organism in Eukaryota, Metazoa, Chordata, Actinopteri, Clupeiformes, Clupeidae. The record is from RefSeq and is a predicted model, not a curated record. Bases 16 to 972 code for a protein of 318 amino acids. The transcript has 2 exons.